AAAAGAGCAUUGAUCAGAUUGUUGACUAUUGUUAGUUUUUUCCCGGGUAGUCGACAGUGUCGAGGGUUGUUAUAUCGAUAUAUCGAUAAACCAAAUGGAGAGUACUGGCUGCAAUCGCCCGCCUGCCUGGCACAGGGGAAGAUGGAUAUGUGAUAUUCGGUCAAGUAUUUUGAAGUUAACGCACUUUUCUACAAACGUACUGUGAGGCAGAAUCGGAUUGUUGGGUUGUUUGUUUCGGGUUGAAAAAUCUCGAAAUUGAAGACAAACGUGGGACGGAUGGGAAGACACCCUGUUUAACAGGGUUGAUGGAAAUAAGUCGGGGGUUAAAAAGAUACUGAAAAUAAUAAAUUAUCGGCGCGCAACAUUCGACAAUAACAUUCGAUAUCAUGCGCGUAACGAAGGAUCAGAAAGUGAUUUAAACCGUCUUGCCAGAAAUUCGUGAACCUUGUCAUUACCAUUGUCAUUAUUUCUGUUGUUACUGUUAUUAUCGUGAUUUUUACACGAUCGGCGAAGGAUCGCAGCGUUUAGUUUAGCCCCGCGUUCGUUGCAACUCGUGGAGUGACAACCGAGAGGCGAACUUAACCUAACUUUGGGGAGCCCUUGAACCGCGGCUUAAACUAAACUAAACUCUCGGCCAUCGUAACCACCGAACUCUGAGUGACUUAAUUAUUAUAAGAACGUACAGAGGAGAGGAGGAAGAAGAAUGCCAAAAAUAAGAACUAAACCUGUGUCCAAUAGCUCGUGGCUCAGGCAGCGAGAAAUUGGAUUCAAGUUCCCUCUAGGUCACAACGACAGAUUCUACAAGACUCUCUAUUCCUCCAUACAGCCAUGCACCUCCUGGGAUCACCGCGAAAAUGUUUCCAGUGCUAUGCACGGCGGUGUUUUCAACCUAGAAUAUUCACCGGAUGGGUCCCUCUUGCUUGCGGCAUGCGAAAAACGCAGUAUUCUGAUGUUCGAUCCACUUUGCAGAAGGCUCAUACACGCUAUAGACAAUGCGCACAAUGACUGUGUCAACUGUGUAAGGUUCCUGGAUCAGCGGAUGUUCGCUACGUGUUCGGACGAUAGUACCGUGGCACUCUGGGACGCGAGAAAUCUUAAACAGCGCAUAAGAACUCUCCAAGGCCAUUCGAAUUGGGUCAAGAAUAUCGAGUUCAGUCCAAGCGACGGUUUACUUUUGACGAGUGGAUUCGACGGCAGUAUUUAUACAUGGGACAUCAAUAGCUUUACAGAGAACAGUUUUUUGUACAAUCGAGUAUUUCACACCAACGGACUCAUGCGGACUAGGCUGAGUCCCGAUGCAACCAAAAUGCUCAUUUGCACAACCUCUGGGUACUUAAUCAUUAUACACAAUCUUCAGCUGAGCACUCUGUCGCAGGAUUUAGCAGGAUUCAAGCCGAAUAUGUACAGACUCAUGCAAUUGUCACAGACGACGAUACCUGUAGCAGCGAGUUUUACACACCUUUUUUCACACUCCCGAUCACACAAUAGGGUCGAGUUCCUUACUGAUUUUCCUGUUGGGGAUGACGCGGAGGUGAUUUCAAGCCUUCAGGUUCAUCCACAGGGCUGGUGUGCUCUGUCGAGGAACGUCAGUACGGGCGAAAAGUCAGAGUGGACCUGCGUUCACGACAUUCAGGAGACUGACGCAGCGGCGCAAAUUGAGGAGCAGGUUAAAGACAACGAAGAUUCGGCAUCGCACUUCAACGAUCUCUCCGUAGAAGAAUACGAGGAUGAUCACCAGCCGCAGCCUUCGAGGUCAGGAACCACGUCGCCGUUCGUGAUAGACAGCGUGAGCCGAGCUAGAAUAGUGCAAGAAGUGACUGACAUAAUGACGAACUCGUUCGUAUCGACGGACGCGACGCAGCCUAUAAGACCGUCGCGAACUAGCAAUUGGCAGGACAUACCGAGGCGAAAUUCGCGGUCUCAGUCCCGUUCCGGGGCGCUACCGCGACUGGAGAGAAACAUAGUGAGGACGAAUUUCGGUGUGGUAGAAGUUAGCUCGAUAGAAAAUUCCCUGGAGUCCAGACUUGGCUCGGGAAGUGAAGCUGAGGAGAGACGGCGGCAGGCGAACAGACUUCACGAGAGCGACAACGAGGGCGAUAAUUUACCAGGCGGCAACUCGUCUCCGGGAGAUAAUACCGAGGACUACAGACUGCCGCGUCAAAACUCCCAGCUCAGUGACCUGCGGCGAAGAAACGUGAUCGAUGGAUUCGAACUUCACGUGAGCAGCACCGACGUCUGGGAGGCUCUCGUAGCGAUAAGGGAAGCGAGACACAGACGAGAACGCGAGAGGGAAUUCCACUCGUCCCCGGGCGAACGGAGGGACUGGCUGCCCAGGUCGAGCAGCGGCGUUAGCGUCAGCAUGCCGCCGUCCCACACCGUUGUCAUACUCGGCGACAGGGCGAGGGCGCAGGGCCAGAACAGGCAAGGCUCACAGACGAUGUACGCGAUACCGCGUAACCAUAAAAUCCACCAGAAUACGCCGAGGCUGACGCACUACAUCGAGGAGCCGAAUGUGGGUUCGGGCUACAUCAAGGAGCUCUGCUUCUCCUCUGACGGCAGAUUGAUCUGCUCGCCCUUCGGCUACGGCGUUCGUCUAUUAGCAUUCUCCGGUGACUGUCAGGACCUUUCUAACUGCGUACCGCCGGGCAACGAGUCCGUUAAAUUACACGAACUCGCCACCAAUGUUAGUCACUCGGACAUUGUUGUUAGCACGAAAUUUUCACCGAAACACUGUUUACUCGUUUCCGGCUGUCUGAGCGGACAGAUUACGUGGCAUCAACCGGUGGUCUAGCUAAUUAAUUCCUUAAUUAUUAUUCAUUAUUUUUUUUUAGUUCCUUUUUUUUUUAUCGUUCUCAUUUUCGAAAUUUUUAUUCGUGGUAUUUAUAUUAUUCGUAUACCUAUGUAACACACGCGAACGACAGUCGUUGAUCUCUGUUUUGCAAAAACUUACGCAGGGAAUAGUCUGUAUUAUGUAGCCUGCAAUCUUGUAAUAGUGAAUUUAAAUCAAAUUUUUCCUGUGUAACACAUAAUAUAUAUAUAUAUAUGUAUAUAUAUACAAUAUACACAUAUGUUUACAACAUGGUAGCAAAAAUAAGAAAAUAAAUAUCAAGAUGAUGGAAAAAUAAAGUUGAAACCCGUAAUUAAACAAUAGAAUAAUUAUUUAAUAAAUAUACACGAAUAAGAACGGGGAAAAAUAAAUGUGAACCAACGACGUUAGUUUCACCGCACGCAUGCAUAUACGUAUAGUAUAAUACAUAUAUGCUACGUUUGUUGUAUAUUAUUAUUUUUGUACUAUAGAUGUGACUUAAAAGCAAUAAUUUUUUUUUCUCGUUUUCGACGCGAAUUUUUCCCUUCAGUAUUUUCCCGGUAUCGGUUAUUAUUAUUAUUAUUAUUAUUAUUAUUAUUAUUAUUAUCAUUGUUAUAUUAUUGCAAUUUUUUUUUUAUCAAACGUUUGACGUUUUACUCGAAUUGAGGUCGGACCGUCUGCACUGCUGUUGAUCCGAG
Messenger RNA from Neodiprion fabricii, 3504 nucleotides. Its product is annotated as DDB1- and CUL4-associated factor 10. The record is from RefSeq and is a predicted model, not a curated record. Gene Ontology annotation, cellular component: Cul4-RING E3 ubiquitin ligase complex. NCBI's taxonomy places the organism in Eukaryota, Metazoa, Arthropoda, Insecta, Hymenoptera, Diprionidae. Gene Ontology annotation, molecular function: protein binding. The transcript is spliced from 6 exons. The coding region runs from base 704 to 2791 and encodes 695 amino acids.